AUGGCAACAGUCGUCAACCGGAGGAGGAAGCUAUACGACACACGACAACACACAAGAGAGUGGAUCCUCCUACCGGAUUCAUCCCUUCUUAUUAUUUUCUACUAUUUUGGUGGUGAUUCCUGUGUCGGUACCCAUUUUCCUGUAUGUGCAAGUCAAGUACUGUUGCCACUAGCUAUACGGCAGCUGGCUACAAUGGCUGGAUUAACAAUAUUCGGUUGUGCUUGUAUUCAUCAUAAGGAUCCAAUGCGAGGUACCGGUAACCGUAGCGAGCAAAGCCGAACUUUCGGUACUGUUGCCAUUGUCGUCGAUGUAGCUAUACCGCAGCCGGCUACAAUGGCUGGAUUCAUAAUGUUCGGUUGUGCAUGUAUUCGUCAUAAGGAUCCAAUACAAGAUACCAGCAACGGAGUGUAG
Molecule: messenger RNA, 411 nt
Organism: Seminavis robusta
Lineage: Eukaryota; Bacillariophyta; Bacillariophyceae; Naviculales; Naviculaceae
Source: the annotation of a GenBank genome assembly